Monomorium pharaonis (pharaoh ant) is the source of this 9795-nucleotide messenger RNA. It is a transcript of the gene gish, whose product is annotated as casein kinase I. Lineage: Eukaryota; Metazoa; Arthropoda; Insecta; Hymenoptera; Formicidae. The coding region runs from base 2401 to 3852 and encodes 483 amino acids. Gene Ontology annotation, biological process: peptidyl-serine phosphorylation; signal transduction; positive regulation of canonical Wnt signaling pathway. The record is from RefSeq and is a predicted model, not a curated record. Gene Ontology annotation, cellular component: plasma membrane; cytoplasm; nucleus. The transcript has 10 exons. Gene Ontology annotation, molecular function: protein serine/threonine kinase activity; ATP binding.
CGCUCGCGCACGUCUGCCAACCCGCAACGAUAUUGAAUAUUUUCGAUAAAUUCACGUAAAUUCCGUCUGUUAUAUUCUUCUAUGCAAUUUUUCUCUUUCAACGCAUCGAUCCAGACAACACGAAAGAGUCGUUUACGACGAGAAUUCUGAAAUUCGUGCACAAGAAAGAGUCCCAUCAUGUAACUAGAAUUUCUAGUAAUAAACGAAACGAUUGGUCGUCGUGGGAGAGAUGAAUCGGACCACACGAAGGUAGAUGAAUUAAACGGACGUUUAUUCUCGUUCUGUUCUCGAGCUUUGCUUAUGUAUAUUUGUCUCGAUCCUUAUUUAUUAUUUUACGAAGGCUCGACGAUUGAAACUCAUCUCUCGUGGAUGAAUCGUGUGCGUGGGCGCGCGCGACGUAGCGGUUGGCCGGCCUGCCGGCGGUGGCCGACUCAUUCGCUCAUUUCACCCAUGUCUCGUCGAGCGCGAGAGGCAGGUGCAGGUGUGCUGCCCUGUCGUCCGCGAGCGUUUGAUCGGGGGUGGUGAAGACGAGUCCACGGGACAACGUUCGUACGUGCGUAACGAGAUCGCGCGCGGACGGAAAAAACUCGCGUCGCCGCGGCGGCUCCAACAUCCGGCGAAGGACCGUGACGUCGAGGGAGAAGAGAGAGAGAGAGAGAGAGAGAGGGAAAGAGAAUCGGAGCGCUCCGAGUCCGGUGUCGUGGCGGCAGUGAUAAGGAGAGAGAGAGAGAGAGAGAGAAGGAAAGAGAGCGAGAGAGAGAGACCGUGAACGCGAGUGCGUGCGUCCAUCCGACAGAACCGAUCCGGGUUGACACACGGGUGCGUGGGUGGUGCAUCGCGGACGGCGCGCGCGAAAUUUCACGCGCGGGAGGAGAGAGAGAGAGUCGCGCGUAGGCGUGGACACGCGCGCGCGUCCGGCUUGCGCGCCCUAGGGAAUCUCGGCGCCACGGCGCGGCGUUGCCUGUCCGCGCGAGAGACACGGAUCGUCCGGUGGACGGAGUCGCGCUGUGCUUGCUGUGUGUGAACGCGGAGCCGCAAGGAGUCCGGAGUCGAGUCGUCGAGCCAGCGAGGUCCGCCGCGCGGCGAGUGAAGUGAAGUGAAGUCGUCGCGAAGCAGCUCCAUACGGACGGAGGAGCACAGCGUGAAAAGUGACUCGGUGGCGGCGAGAGAGAGAGAGAGAGAGAGAGAGAUUUCGAACGAGCGCGCGAGCGCACGCACGGACGUACCGUACGCACGCACGCGGCUCGCUCGCGUUCAGGUAUAAUAAUAAUAUCCCGCGCGGCGCUCCGCGCGGCGCGUAAUGGAGGAGCCGACGACCGCAAAGAAGCCCGCCCGCCACAGUAGCAGCAACAGCAGCACCGGUAGCGACAGCGAGUACAAGAGGAGAACAAGUAGCGGCACAACCGUGCGCAACGACAAUCGUCACCGUCACCACUAUCACCACCGCCGCCGCCACCACGGUGAUGCCGUGCUGCGUCGCCGCGUCGCCAGAGCGUGAGCCGCGCGACCGUACCUGUCGUCGACUGUUCCGGCACCCGGCAUCCCGGCGGCCGCCGCCGGGCGUCACAGGCGGCUCGAAAUUGCUAUGGGAUCGUCCGGAGCGACGACGCCGCACGACGCCGCUGCUACUACGACCGUACGAUUCCUCCCGCUGCCGUGACGUUCGUCGCCGUGACCAUCGUCGGGGGACCAUCGUCGUCGUCGUCGUCGUCGUCGCUGCGAACCCCAAGGAGCGACAGCGUCUCGUCAGAUAGGCUUCCGCACCGCGCCCUUUCACGCCCGCCGCGUCGCCGAUCGUUCCUAGACAUCGCGCGGCCGAGAGGGACAAGAGGAUCGCGCACGGCGGAGAGGUUAGGCUGGCAUGGGGAUUGAGCCUCGUCGUGAGGUGGCAUCGUCCGUCGAACUCUGACAAUCAGCCAGCCAGCCAACCUGCCUGCUUGCUUGCUUGAUUGCUUUGCCCCUGCUUUGGCACCCUCUCUCACUUAACCCCCUUCCCACCCUUCUGUCGCCGCCACCCGCGCGCGUCCUACCCUUCCGCGCCCUACGCGGUGUACACCGCGCCCGCGCGUGCCCUUUUCCGCCUGCGGAAACUGCGGCGAGUUGUGUGUGUUCGUUCCGUUCUCUAUCGUAUCGCGUCCCAUCGUGUCACGUCGUGUCGCGUCGCGUUCCGCCGUCGUCGUCGUCGUCCGCGCUUCCCAGGGGUAUCGAGGAUACGCUGCCCCGCACGGGGAUCGAUCCCCGUCACUGACUCAAAACUGACAUCGUCGCCGCUGUCGCCGUCGUCGUCCUCGUCGACGUCGACGUCGUCGCGAGUGAGUGGUGAAAAAUUGUGUGCGCGCAGUUGGAUCGUGUAUCGAUAAUUAAUUCGCCGCAACCGUGGAUAACAACGGCCGGUACGAGAUGCAGAAGCGGGACGGUAGGGACAACCGCGGCGACAAGGAGCUCGGGGGAGCGCGCAGCUCCGAGCGCGACCAGGAGGUCGCCAAACGGACCUCUCGAGGCAGCGCCAACGCCGCCCGGUCGAACGUGCACUCGUCCCGGCACAGCGUCACCUCGUCGUCCGGCGUGCUCAUGGUCGGCCCGAACUUCCGGGUCGGCAAGAAAAUUGGCUGUGGAAACUUCGGGGAGCUUCGUCUUGGGAAGAACCUGUAUAAUAGUGAGCACGUAGCAAUUAAAAUGGAACCAAUGAAGUCAAAGGCACCACAGCUACAUUUAGAAUAUAGGUUUUACAAAUUAUUAGGUACACAUGUUCAUAACACACAUAUAGAGGGUAUACCGGAGGUGUACUACUUUGGCCCGUGUGGGAAGUACAACGCCCUGGUGAUGGAGCUCCUUGGUCCAAGCCUCGAGGAUCUCUUCGACCUUUGCGGGAGGAGGUUCACCCUCAAGACCGUUCUCAACAUUGCCACACAGCUCCUCCAUAGGAUAGAAUACGUUCAUAGUCGGCAUUUGAUAUAUCGCGACAUCAAGCCGGAAAAUUUUCUGAUAGGACGAUCCACUACCAAGCGGGAAAAAAUCAUUCACAUAAUCGAUUUUGGACUAGCCAAAGAGUAUAUAGACUUGGAGACGAAUAAGCAUAUACCAUAUCGGGAACACAAGAGUCUCACCGGCACAGCGCGUUACAUGAGCAUUAACACGCAUCUCGGCAAAGAACAGAGUAGAAGGGACGAUCUAGAGGCGUUAGGCCACAUGUUCAUGUACUUCCUGCGCGGCAGCCUGCCGUGGCAAGGACUAAAAGCUGACACGCUGAAGGAGCGCUACCAAAAGAUCGGCGACACGAAACGAGCAACGCCGAUCGAAGUGCUCUGCGACGGUCAUCCUGAGGAAAUGGCUACGUACCUGCGUUACGUACGCAGACUGGACUUCUUCGAGACACCGGAUUACGAGUACUUGAGGAAGCUCUUCCAAGAUCUGUACGAGAGACGUGGCUUCGUUAAUGACGGCGAGUUUGACUGGACUGGCAAAACGAUGUCCACGCCUGUCGGAUCGCUUCAAACCGGCCAGGAGAUCGUCGUAUCACCGAAUCGCGAUCGGCAUCCCGCCGCAUACAAGGAUGUGGCAGGUGGAGGGGUGGGAGGUGGGGGCGGUAAAGGGGUGGGAACCACGUGGCCAGAUGUGAAGCAAUCAGGAGCCGGUGGUACAUUGACACCUGCUGACAGGCACGGUUCUGUACAGGUGGUAUCAUCGACUAAUGGAGAACUGGCCAACGAUGACCCGACCGCUGGUCACUCCAACACACCAAUUACAGCACCUCAGGAAGUGGACAUGAUCGACGAAACCAAUGUUUGCUUCAUUUCCAGAUGCUGUUGCUUCUUCAAGCGCAAGAAGAAGAAAAGUGGAAGGCAGAAAUGACUGUCCGUUACCGUUGGUCUCGGGGGGGCGGUGCAGUGCGCGGGUAAUAGUGCCGACGAGACCGUGGAAGCUGUCGCCACGACGUCAAGGACUGGCAAGCGGGGCGCAGGAACGGGAGCACGUACGGGCACAGGUACAGCAGGUGGUAUCGCAGGUGGCGCUGAUCCUGAGAGAGAAGCCGUCACCCUACUGCGUGUCGGCAGCCGAUCUGCAUCACGAGACUCGGUGCUGCACACUACCAUCACGAUGACACCGACACCAACGCCACCGCCGCUGUCGAACUGAAUCAUCAUCACCAUCAUCAUCAUCAUCACUAUCACUACCACCACUACCAUCACACAACCAUUCUACUACCGUCGUCGCUAUUAUCAUUAAUUGGACGGUUGCACGAUUGAGUUCGAGAUCAAGAGAAUGAAGCUGCUUUUCCUCUGGUCAAUCGAGCUGAUCUCUUCGAUAAAUAGGCGGACUCGCUGACGAUUCAAACACUCGCUUCCCGCUCUUAUAGUGAAACACUACAGUAAUCUCAGUAUUGUUUGCGAGAAUUGAAUUUAGAAUUAUCUUGACUACGUGUUACAAUCAAAGCACGGUCGACUUAAAAUUCUACAGGAGGACAUCAAUGAUACUUCAUACAUCGAUGCCGGAUUUUUAUUAAACCUUGUUGAGUCAGAAUUUUUUUUUUCGUCAACUCAUUUUUUAAUAGAGCACAUCUGAAUGGAAAAUAGCUAAUAACAUAUUCUACGAUAUGAAGUUUUUCUCGGAGAAAAUGUAAUUAUUGGUUCCUAGUCAAGCAUUGAAAUCCAAGAAAAAAUUCAGGCUAUCUGUUAAUAGUAUUUUUGCGAUAAAUAAUGAUGUAAUGAAUAACAUGGAAAUUAAUGAAAUUUAAAAAGAUAUUUGCAUGUUUUUCGCAUAUUUAUUUAAUGAAACGUAAUGGAUUUCUCUUUUCAUAAACUGAUAAAUUUAAUUCUAUGAUUAAAAAUUUUCACGUAAACUUUUAUUAAGGUCAAUAUAUAUCUUUAGUCAAUGGUUCCACCUUUUGUAAUGCAUUUCAUAUGCGUCUUAUAAUUUGUCGAUUCACAUUCCCUUCCCUCAUUCUCACGAACGAGCUGAUAAAUAUUCCUUGUGGCCUUGAGCUACUGAUACAAGUCAAGACGUUAGCGAAUCCAUUACCUACUUACUGAAUAAAUCCUCUCGUUUAGCCAAGAAAAGUGACCUCGUGCGAUUAGACUAUUGCUACUAUUGUCACGAUUACAUUUCAUCUUGUUGCUGCCCACUAUCCACUACUAUUACUAUUUACUACUGCUACCAUUACUACUAUUAGGUACUACGAUUACUAUUAUUAUAAUAAUUAUCCUUCAUUAUUUUAUUUUAUUUCAUUAUUAUUAUUGUGUGUGUGUGUGUGUGUGUGUGUGUGUGUGUGUGUGUGUGUGUGUGUGUGUGUGUGUGUGAGUGUGUGCGCGCGCGCGCGUGUGUGUGCGUGUGUGAUGUUAUAUUAUGUUGAACAUCUUUAUCGUCAUCGUCAUUAUAAUCGUCGUUGGUCAUCGUUUCCAUUGUCAUUAUCAUCAUCAUCAUUCCCAUUGUCCACACACCCGCGUUUAUCAAUUACGUUGUUAUCGAUGUCAUCAAUGUAUUGACACUGUCGUUGUUGACUGAGAACGGUCGUCGGUUGUAAUGACGGCCAGUGACGUUUCAGUAUCGGGAAACCAAUCGGAUCACAUCCGCAUUAGGAAUAAGAAGGAAUUGAUGUACCGAUGUUGAGAGACUUUGUUUGUGCCUACGACUCUCUUCUUAUAACACGGGGACGCUUUUUAAUACAUCGCUGUGUCGUGCGAUGGAUACACAUUCGGCAACUCGUCGUGCGAUCGCAUAUAUAACUGUGAAUUAUAACGAAUUGUUAAGCUAUUGCAGAUCUCAUUGUAUUCACAGCCCUACAUGAGCAAGCGUAGCGCGUUCCCGAAUUUGUUACAAUCGUGAUUUCGAGUGUCGCGAAAUCUGAUUAUGAUUCUCUUGAAAGGCAUGAAACUGAAAAGAACGAGAUUACGAUAGUCAUGCACGUUUCAUCUGUCCAUAGAUACAGGAUUGAGACGUCGGAUAUAUGUAAAUAAGUGUUCUCAUUUUGCCCCUUGUCGCGCGUCCACAAAUUAUAAAUCAUGCGCGAAUCGCGAGAACAUAGUGCUAUGUACAAAGUGAAAGUUUGCGCUCUAAUUUUAUUAGGUAUUUUUUAUUUUGAUUCUUUUAAUUCACUGUCCAAGGAAUGUGCAAAAAAUAACACGGAAUGAUGCAUUGGAAUAUUUAUUAGGAUGCAUUUGUGGUAUAUAUACGAGACCUUUCCGUAUAAAUAUAUAACUUCAAUUUUAAGUUACAUAUAUCAUAGGGAAUCAUAUGUAUAUUAAAGUUUCAACUAUCCCAAUGCGUUAAUUGUCGAAAUGAUUUCUUUGAUCUAUGUACACUGCCUAUUUUUUCUACACGGAGAUCAUUGAUGCACGAGAGUUCUUAUCAUUGCAGAUCGUAGCCAUUAAAGAAUAUUUCGCUGUGAGUAAAAAAAUAUUUCUUCGAGCUCUAUGAUCUCUUUGGAAAUAUCUCAACGCAAUCAUACGAUAUCAUUCGCGUAUCAUUUAUGAUUAUGAUAAUUCCCCAUCUGCCCGCGUUUAUAAAUUGACAUCCGUAAUUUUUACAUACGGCUCGACGUAAAUCGCGCAAGGAAUUCGCACACGGUUUUCAAAGUAAUAUCAGUUUUUGGUUUCAUGUCUUUCAAAACGAAAUUAUCAUGUGAGAGUGAUCUAUCACGAUAAGCAGUUGAAAUAAUUACAUUUUACAUAACAUAUCGAUGAAGUAAGAUUUUUUCUGUCUGUAGACUAUAGCAUAUAUAAUGAAAAUUUAGUAACGCAUAAAUGCGAGAAAAUUAUGUGACAUAGCCGAAAUUAUAUGACAUUGCAGUCGAUUCGUGUUCCAACACCAGUGUGUAUCGAUUUUAAAAAAAGGGAAAAAGAAAAAAUUAUAAAAAAGGAACAGAAAAGAAAAGCGUUUCUUUCGAUACGAAUUAUCUCUAUGAAGAGAGUGCGAUGUUCGCGGACAGCUCUUGUUUCUUAAUCUAUGCGCGUUUUCGAAUAUUCUUAAAAAACCACUAACGAAUUAAAAAGAGAAUCAAUAGUAUGUCCGCACCUGAUUCCAUUUCGAUGUUCUUGAAAUGAAAAUCUAUGUCGUCGGAAUCAAUAAUAAAAAGCUGAAACCGAAUGUACGUGAUCUUUAUCGAGACAGAUUGAUUUAAAUACAGAAGGAACGAAUUAUCGAAUACAUGCAAUAACGUAAACAUUCACUUUGUAACGAACUUUGCUGUAUAUUUAAUCUCACUAUUUUUCAUGAUGCGAUGAAGAGAGCCUUAUCGUCGCGAGGCAUUUCUAGGGAUUUACAUGAAGUGACACGUGCGAUUUUCUGGUAAUGGUUCGCAACGAAACAUUUAAGCGACCAAGAGACAAAAUACGUACGAAAAAUCCGGAGAUCACGGCGAACAAGGAUCUCAACAGCCAUAUGGAUUAAAUAAGCAAGUAAGGAUAUUUGAUUAUUAUUGAUUAGUUUUAAUUGUUUCAAAUUUAAAUUCAAGAUACUUUGAACAAAAAUCUCUUGUUAAAUUUAAUCAUGAACAAAAAUUCCAUAGAAGAUUAUAACAUUUCUUAGAGUUUAAAAUUAGAAUCAUUGUUUUAAAAAAUAAGAUUUGCGAACUUAUUUUUGACAUUAAGACAAACUCGAAUUUCAUUAAAAGUACAAUCUAUAUAAAAAUACAAUUUAUUUUGAAUAGUAAGUUAAAUAUUUGACCGAUAAAUAUAAAACAAAGACAAUUUAUUUUAUAUAAAAUAAAUUCACAGAAGUUUCUAAGUAUUAACAUACAAAUUUAUUCCGUUUUCAGAGUUUCUCAGCCAGAGAAUUUCCCGUUAGACUAAUAUUACUUGUUUGCCCAAAGAAAGUUAAAUUCAGGUCUAUGUCUUUUUGCAGGAACACAGUAAACGGUGACAUCGAAUGAGUAGAGGCGCGGAGAUGGCGAGUAUGAAAAAAACUUGUGUUACAUUCAAUGGUUCACACCUACACGCUAGUCUGACCGACGACUUCGUAACCACUCCCGAGAAGUAUAUGCGCAUACGUACUAUGUAAUAUGCCUGUACACCACGUUGUAUCCACGUUUAAUACUUUAAAUAUCCGUCAAGCGCAUCCGACAACAGGAAACCUAUGUACUUACGCAGCUACACGAACUGUAGUGUAUACUCGACCGUGCGUACUCUUGUACGAUAAAAAGGCGAACGAGAGAUGGAAGAGAGGGAGAGAAUCACACUCCGUCGAAACUUCUUGAAAAGUGAUACGCUUAAAAAUCAUAGAGAAUUAUAAGCUACUCUCUCUAUGGGACUUCAUCUUUCUCUCUCUCCCUCCCUUUCUCUCUUUCCUAUUAUCUUCCUUGUACCGACGCACGCCGAGAGCAUCGCGUUCCUUUCUUUUGUAACUGCUCGUCGCAAUUGGCGAUCGAAACAAUCAGUCGUUUUACAUUUAUAUUCAGCGGACGCGGAAAUGAGUGAUCCGACGAAUGCCUGAUGCUGGAUGAUAUUCGCGACGCGCGUGGAAAGAGAACGAAGACGAGAAGAAACGUUACUCCGAGACGUAUCCUCCCGGUAAAGGCUGGUCUGCAGCUUCAGCGCGCAAGUCGUAUCUGCCGUACUUGUACAUAAAACGCUAAACCGCAAUUGUCGCGAAUUGUCCUCGCGAAUAGAAUUUGUUCGCGUGAUAAAUCCAAUAGCGAGCGGCACAUGUAAUUGUAAUUCCCGAUCGGAUAUGAAGACAGCAUGCGUGCGUGCAUGUGUGCGUAAGAGGUCCACAUAGACGCGACAAAGAGAGCGCGAGAGAGAAAGAGAAAGUCUCCGAUAUUUAUAUCACUGUCCUGCCACCGGGGAAUCCGUGCUGGCACAAUUAUAAUAAAUUCCACUGUGCAACUAUGUUGCGCAAGGACGUUUAGCCCGUAGUUUUUUAGCCGAUUUUUCAAAGCGCGCGCGCGAGCGCGCGCAAAGUCACGAUUUUUAAUACAACACGACUGACUGCUGGUUAAGUAUGGUUGUGAGCAAAAGUCUUGGUCUCCUCAAAUUGUAAACAGUACACACACACACACACACAAAACCAACACAACAUAAAGUAUACGUCCUGGAUAAUAACCGAACAUGUGGUUAUACAUAAAAGUUCAUAUUAAUCUCAAUUUUUUUAUUAUAAUAUUAAAAUUUAAUUAUAGUCGCAAAUAUAUAUUUAAAAAUUACAAUUAUAUUUCAAUAUUAUAAUAAACAUGUAUUUGAGAUUAAUAAAAAGUUUUUUAGUGUUCGGACACUGGAACAUUUAACUUAAAUACAGAACACCACACACCUUACCUUAGAUACGUACCUUACACGGAGAGAACGAUUGUUGCAAACACAUUUAAAAUGGGAAUUAAGGCUUGUAAUCUAAAACGACCAUCUCCGCUCGAAAGACACAUUUCCUUUUCUUCUUUUUUUUGUAUAUUUGUAAAUUGAUGAGUAGAAGGAUCGGGCCAGGACCGAUAUAUUCUCGGUGUCUUUCAUUCCAUUGGCUCGUUGAUCGAAAAGCGGUGUACACAGCGAUAAAUGUGGUCAUGCGUAUCUGUGGAAAAAACGAGGCUGCGUAAUUAAUUAUCUUGUUGCGUAAAGAAUGAAAGAGAGAGAGAGAGAGAGAGAGAUCGGAUGAUCGCGCGUUUUUCUUCGUGUGUUGUGAGUGUUUAGUUGCAUCGAUUUGGCGAUGUUGAAAAGAUGAUGGGAGACUCCUGACAUUAAGUUAAUCAGCACUAUAGUUUCUCGCGUAGUGAGGCUUAUGUGUAUACAUUUUUUGACUUACUAUAUGUUCGUACUGUUUUAAUGGACGAAUUGUUGAACAAUAAAAUCGCUGAUUGCUACGAUAAUAAAUAAA